Molecule: messenger RNA, 5866 nt
Organism: Gadus macrocephalus (Pacific cod)
Lineage: Eukaryota; Metazoa; Chordata; Actinopteri; Gadiformes; Gadidae
Product: adhesion G protein-coupled receptor F5-like
Exons: 27
Coding region: 156-5216 (1686 amino acids)
Biological process (GO): cell surface receptor signaling pathway; G protein-coupled receptor signaling pathway
Cellular component (GO): membrane
Molecular function (GO): G protein-coupled receptor activity
Source: RefSeq, a predicted model, not a curated record
GCCGGUGAAGGACUGUUCCAGCGCAGGGGAGCAGCUAAACCAGUCCGACAGGUGUGAACCGUAGCAUAGCGUAUCUCAGGAGGCGUUUCUCUCAGUGGACAGUGUGCCGCCACACACCAUCCAGUCCUCCGUGCAGCUUCGAGGAGCCGGUAAAGAUGGCGACGUUGACCCUGGGGCUGUUGGCAUGCAGCCUCCUCCUGCUCUACCUCAUCCUGGAGUCUAGGGAGUCCUUUACAGCUUUGGCUGGCUGGAGACCAGAGGACAUUCCUCCGCAGAUGUUACGCCAGAAAAGAGCGACACCAGAUGAGGCGACGUUUAACUGGACGUACGUGAUCGACAUCGAAGUGAACGGUUCCUCCGGCCUCAUAGCCGCACUGAACAACAUCAGCCUCCCGGUCCAACUCAACAACAUUACCCAGAUCAGCCAGAUUCAGGUCACCACAGCAUGCACGCCGGUGGGCGCGGGUGAGCAGUGCCGCUGCCAGGAAGGGUUCGCCUGGCCAAUCGAGAGCUGCCUGGCCCACGGCGCCUGUGAUGUCAUCGCCGAGGGUGUCUGCACCUGCAUCAACGGCCGCCCCGCCGACGGGCAGUCCUGUCAACCAAUCGAAUGUGAGCUGCACCCCCCCCUCCCAUUACCCGUGUCACUGCAGGCGGAGGUGGUGCUGGAGGUGGUGGUGGAGCUCCACCUCAUAGACCUGGCCACCCUGGAGACUCUCCGCGCCCGGCUGGAGAACAGCAGCUUCCCGCUGGCCCUCAGUCCUGCUGUCGAGAUCACGGACAUCAACAUCACCACAGCAAAAUGUUUUCACUUGAUUGCCAGAUGUUACAAUUACAUAACGGCUUCCCAACAUAAAUGGAGAUAUUGUGUUUUUCUGUCCUCAGUUUGCUCUCCAUUCGGGGCUGGGUUCCAAUGCACAUGUGAGGAUCCGUAUCGCUGGCCAUGUGACAAGUGUCUUCUGCAUGGGUCAUGUGACAACAUCACUGAUGAGACGUGUGGAUGCAUCAAUGCCCUUCCCCCUGAUGAAGAAUACUGCCAGCUCUCCCAACUCAUCAAUACAACUUGUCCUAUCACAACUUCUGCACCUCCGUCCACAACUUCUGCACCUCCGUCCACCACUUCUCCACCUCCGUCCACCACUUCUCCACCUCCAUCCACAACUUCUCCACCUCCAUCAACCACUUCUCCACCUCCAUCAACCACUACUCCAAAUCCAUCCACCACUUCUCCACCUCCAUCAACAAGUCCUCCACUGGUCUAUGAGUACCUGACUACUAUUGAGAUGCAAACCACAAAUGUUACAGUGAUAGAGGAACUGAGGAUUAUCCUGGAUAACAUCAGCUACCCCUUCCCCAUCGACAGCAACAUACUGAUCUCUGAGGUCAACAUCACCACAGUUUGCUCUCCAUUCGGGGCUGGGUUCCAAUGCACAUGUGAGGAUCCGUAUCGCUGGCCAUGUGACAAGUGUCUUCUGCAUGGGUCAUGUGACAACAUCACUGAUGAGACGUGUGGAUGCAUCAAUGCCCUUCCCCCUGAUGAAGAAUACUGCCAGCUCUCCCAACUCAUCAAUACAACUUGUCCUAUCACGACUUCUGCACCUCCGUUCACCACUUCUCCACCUCCAUCAACCACUUCUCCACCUCCAUCAACCACUUCUCCACCUCCAUCAACCACUUCUCCACCACCUCCAUCAACCACUUCUCCACCUCCAUCAACCACUUCUCCACCUCCAUCAACCACUUCUCCACCUCCAUCAACCACUUCUCCAAAUCCAUCCACCACUUCUCAACCUCCAUCAACAAGUCCUCCAGUGGUCUAUGAGUACCUGACUACUAUCGAGAUGCAAACCACAAAUGUUACAGUGAUUGAGGAACUGAGGAGCAUCCUGGAUAACAUCAGCUACCCCUUCCCCAUCGACAGCAACAUACUGAUCUCUGAGGUCAACAUCACCACAGUUUGCUCUCCAUUCGGGGCUGGGUUCCAAUGCACAUGUGAGGAUCCGUAUCGCUGGCCAUGUGACAAGUGUCUUCUGCAUGGGUCAUGUGACAACAUCACUGAUGAGACGUGUGGAUGCAUCAAUGCCCUUCCUCCUGAUGAAGAAUACUGCCAGCUCUCCCAACAAAUCCCACUCAGGAGGACGGAGGAUGUGAUAGAUGACGAUCACUGCAAUCAUGUGAAGGAUAUAACGCGUGUUCUCUUGUGCCUUUCAGAUGAGAUCGAGGUGGUCAUGUUAUUGACCCUAGACCUGACCUUCACUCCAGAACUGAGUAUUCCAACGAGCAGCCAGUUCAUAGCCCUGAGAGGAAGAGUACAGCCAGUGCUGGAGGCAAACUAUCGAUCGCUCACAGGAUUCAGGUCGAUUAAUGUGCGAGGAUUCAGCGCGGGAAGUGUCGUCGUCGACUUCACCAUCGGGACGACCACGGUGGUUGAUGAAGAGUUGACGGCCGCCAACGACAACCUGGAGCAGAGCUUUGAGCCCAUCGCCGCGGUGCUGGGCUUCUUCAGACUCUUCACCAGCCCUGACCCCAUCACCUUCCCCAGCCCGGUGUACACGGGCCAGGCCCGGACACUGACCUGUGGACCCCCGCCUCCCCAGGCGGGCAUCGGGGGGGUGACCGGCGUCUCCUGGACUUUGGGCACCAAUCCCGUCCAGAACCGAGGCCGCUUCCAGAUAACCAGUAGCGCCACAGGCUCCAGGCUGACCAUCAGCAACCUGAUCCCCUCGGACAGGGGUGCAUUCACCUGCACGCUGGUGAGCGGAGCUCUGGGGUUCAUCCAGUGUGGACGCUUCACCACGGCAACCCUCCUGGCAGCUCCCGUCCUCCUGGUCAAGAGAGAGAGCAACGCCGUCUGUAGUGGCGGCUUCAAUACAGAGACGCGGAGAUGCUGUGUCCAGCCGCCCUACAGGCCUCAGUGGGUCGGUGUGACACCAGGUAAGCACCACCCUACAGUCACAGCUCCAAGGACAUCCCAGUUAAUGUGCUUCAGAAAAAGCUUUUAUGUACAUGAAGUUUUGUAUCAUAAAAAGAAAAAAUAUAGGAAUACACAGGAUGUAAAUGUUCCCGCCCUUUGUCCACCUGGAACAGUGCAGGAGAGCGUGGAGCAGGGAAACAACUGUGUGCAAUAUAACUACAGGUUCGACUGCACGGCCACCACGAAUACCACCAUCUGCCGCGUCAUAGACCACCCCUCCUUCGAGGCCCGCAGCCGGCUCAACAUCAUCACAGCAGCAGCAGUCAUCUGCAACAACACGCUGUACGGCGAGGGCAGGGUGGGGGACGAGUCCCGUCCCGGGUGUGAUAUCGGUUUGGAGGGGGAGCGCCUCGCUGAGUGCCAGGCCAGCGGGGUGUGGCUGACCCGGAUCAACACCUGCAUCCUCACCAGGAUCAACGACCUCCUGACCCAGUCCGAGAGUUUGAAUCAGAAUAGUGUUCCAACGUUCGUGGCAGACCUCAGCGGCGUGGUCAGCGACAAUCAAACCCAAAUAACGGAUUCCCCGGUCACCAUUUCAGCCAUCGUUGACAUCCUGAUCAACGUGGGCAACGUGAGCACGGAAAUCGAGGAGGGCACCAUGCAGAGCAUCCUGAACACGGUGGAUGUGAUCGUUGGCAACGACACCAUCGGAUCGUGGGCUGAUCUGAACGCCAACCGAUCCCUCAACACCAGCUCCUUGUUCCUGGGCUCCAUGGAGACCAUCACCCAGUUCCUGAGCGGGGACGACUUCUCCGUCACCACGUCCAGCAUCCUGCUGAACAGAACCCAGUUAAGCGACUCCUUCAUGGCCGACAUCAACUCCAGCCUGGUCAUCAAUCUCCAGAACACCAACCUCACCAACACCUUCAUCACUACCAUCACCUUCUCCACCCUGAGCAACGUCCUGCCCCCCCGCACCAACACCAGCUUCAACGCCAGCCAGGACGCCAACGCCACCGGGCCGGAGAUCCGGAUCAACGCGGCGGUGGUGCUGAUCCAGCUGAACGGGUCCAGGGCGCUGCGGCCCAACCUGACGCUGUCCUACCGCAAGCGGAACACCUCGCUCACCGAGGACCCGCAGUGCGUCUUCUGGAACUUCCAGCUGCUCGACUUUCAGGGCGGCUGGGACGAAGAGGGUUGCACCUUCGUCUCGGACGUGGACGACGUGGUGGAAUGCAACUGCGACCACCUGACCUCCUUCUCCAUGCUCAUGUCCACGGGCCUCCCGCCGGGAGCCGCGGAGGCCCUGGACAUCAUCACCUACAUCGGCGUGGCCAUCUCCAUCGUGAGCCUGGUCAUCUGUCUGAUCAUCGAGGCGCUCACCUGGAAGGCCAUGACCGGGAACCCCACCUCCUACCUGCGCCACGUGUCGCUGGUCAACAUCGCCGUGUCCCUGCUCAUCGCCGACAUCUGGUUCAUCAUCGGCGCCGCCAUCACCUCGGAGACGGACCCGACGGAGAUCGUGCCCCUGGCGGCCUGCAGCGCGGCCACCUUCUUCAUCCACCUCUUCUACCUGGCGCUCUUCUUCUGGAUGCUGGUGUCGGCGCUGCUGCUCUUCUACCGGACGGUCAUGGUCUUCUCCCACAUGUCCAAGGCCACCAUGCUGGCCAUCGGCUUCUCGCUGGGCUACGGCGCGCCCCUGGUCAUCGCCGUGGUGACGGUGGCGGCCACGGCGCCGCAGGUUCCCCAGGGGUACAUCCGGGACAACAACGGCUGCUGGCUGAGGUGGGAGGACACCUUCGCCCUGCUGGCCUUCAUCAUCCCCGCCGGGGUCAUCGUCUUCAUCAACUUUGUCAUCCUGAUCGUGGUGCUGACGAAGAUGCUGCGCCGCGGCGUUGAGAGCAGCCACGCCGAGGAGAAGAACACUCUGCUGGUCAUCUUAAGAAGCGUGGCCAUCUUGUUCCCCACCUUCGGGCUCACCUGGGCUCUCGGUGUUGGGGUGAUGGUGGCUCCGAGGAAUUUGGGGCUUCAUGUCACCUUUGCGCUAUUCAACUCCUUACAGGGGUUCUUCAUUCUUGUGUUCGGGACCCUCAUGGACCCAAAGAUCCGAGCUGUUCUGUCCAGAACCGUCCCAGCCCUCAACUCCUCCUCCAACCAGACCCGGACUACCAGUGGAGGAGGAUCGUCGACUGGCAUAUUCGCGCUCCUCAACAGGAUACGAGGACGACGCGAUGUGUACCACGUGACGAGCACGGGUAGCAACAGCAGCUCCAACACCGCAUCAGAAUCCUACCUCAACGAUUGAUUUUGAACGUUUGUUAUUCAAUCUUAACGCUGUGACGUAACACAGAGCACUUUUCAUGUCUUGCAGGGAAUAUUAAAUAUGGGGAUUGUUGCUUUCACCGAGAUUCUGUUUUACUUUUAUUGGUUUUGUGUUUAUUUGAAAUCUCAAUAAAAGUUGUACAUUUUAUGUUUUACAAUGAAUGGAUUUUAUAGUACGUUUUUUCAUUGUCUUUUACAAUUUAAAUUAUUGAAGAAAAUAUGUGACUUCAGUAAGUACGAAUUAGGAUGCAUAGCUGUAAUACAGAAGCAGAGACAGACAAAAGGUCAAUAUGUUUGUAAUACUAUGUGGCAGGGAGACACUAUAUAAUGCUUUUUUGUACAACGUCAUUGGAAAUUUGGAAACUAAAUUCUAAAUAACUGGUUGCCUUGUAGGCAUACAUAAUCAUGCAUAGAUAUAGUCAUCCAGUUUCAACCCUGGCAUCCAAGAACGUUUCAGGAGAAGUGAAACACUACCUGAUAAUCAACUCAAUAUAUAAAAUAAACAACGAACCAUAGACUUUAGGCUACAUGGUUUCAACGUGAAAAUGCAUUUCUUUCUCUGACCUGAGCAGGGCGCUGGUUGUACUCAUGUCAUUAAACCGUGUCAAUAAACUCUUUAUCAACUACAGUGAA